Cynara cardunculus var. scolymus (artichoke) is the source of this 2536-nucleotide messenger RNA. Its product is annotated as putative receptor protein kinase ZmPK1. The coding region runs from base 1 to 2397 and encodes 798 amino acids. Gene Ontology annotation, molecular function: ATP binding; protein serine/threonine kinase activity. The record is from RefSeq and is a predicted model, not a curated record. Gene Ontology annotation, biological process: protein phosphorylation; recognition of pollen. The transcript has a single exon. Lineage: Eukaryota; Viridiplantae; Streptophyta; Magnoliopsida; Asterales; Asteraceae.
AUGGCUGCAUCAUUUCUUCUUCUUCUUCUUCUAACCAUAAUAUCAUCAUCAUCAUCAUCUUCUUCUUCUUCUUCCUUAAGUCGUGGCUUAACUCGAGGUUCUUCUCUAUCGGUCGAAAACCGAGAUGAACUUUUAGUUUCGCCCAACCGUCUUUUCAAAGCCGGUUUUCAUCAAGUCGGAGAUAAUGCUUAUGGCUUUGCGGUAUGGUUCUCGGACACAAUCGGGAGUCGCACCGUGGUUUGGAUGGCUAACCGAGAUGUACCCGUUAACGGAAAGCAAUCAGAGUUGUCCUUACGGAGAGAUGGCAAUCUCGUUUUGAUAGAUGCCGGUAGAACUGUUAUUUGGUCAACCAAGACGAAAUCAACUUCUUCCUCAUCACUUCAAUUACAACUGCUUAACACAGGUAACCUUGUACUCGAUGUUGGAGGCCAAACUCUUUGGCAAAGCUUUGAUUAUCCAACAGAUACCCUUCUCCCGAAUCAACCCUUCACUAAAAGCACUAAACUCGUUUCUUCAAAAAGUCGUUCUAAUUAUUCUUCGGGUUUCUAUAAGAUGUUUUUCGAUAGCGAUGGCAUUCUUCGACUUAUUUAUGAUGCUCCAGAAACAACUACGAUUUACUGGCCUCAUCCGAGCUUUAGAAGUUGGGAAGUUGGGAGGUUGCAAUAUAUGUACAGUCGAAGAGCAAUCCUUGAUUCUAAUGGUCAAUUUAACUCAUCAGAUGGUUGGAAAUUCAAAUCGGCUGAUUUUGGAAUGGGGCGGCAACGAAUAAUGAGGAUCGAUGUAGACGGUAACGCAAGAGUUUAUAGCCUCGUUGAGCAUGAAAGAAGAAUGAAAUGGGAAGUUGAAUGGCAAGCCAUUUCUCAGCCUUGCAAGAUUCAUGGUACAUGUGGACCAAACAGUCUUUGUACAUAUUCUCAAGAUUCAGGUAGGAAAUGCAGUUGCUUAUCUGGAUACAAGAUGGUGAAUUAUGAAGAUUCAAGUUAUGGGUGUGAACCUGAAUUCAAACCUUGCAUCCAAGAUGACUGUGAUUUCAUUGAGCUUCGUCAUGUAGAAUUCUAUGGAUAUGAUGUUCGGAUACACGGAAACUACACUGUUGAUGCUUGUAAGAAGGAUUGUUUACAGGAUAACACUUGCAUCGGGUUCCAGUUCGGAUGGAAAGAAGACUCGGGAUUCUUUUAUUGUUGCAUAAAGACUUCUUUGCAAAAUGGGUAUGAAAUGGGGUACGAAUAUUCGAUGUACAUCAAACUACCAAAGAGGUUAGUCUCAUCAUUUAAACAAAAAACAGUCAGCCAAUCAAGCUUAAAUUGUCCACCCCCCAUGUUAACAACCAUAACAAGGUCUUAUGAGGAAAACAAUGAUAUCAAACCACUUGGUUUCAUGUUGGUCUUCGGAUGCGUGAUCGGGUUUAUUGAGAUUGUCUGCAUAGUUGUUUUCUGGUAUUUUAGCAGUGAACGAUCAUCUACAACCGAGCAAAUUUAUAUUCCAGCUGCAACAGCAUUUCGAAAGUUCACAUAUAGCGAGCUAAAGAAGGCAUCAUGCAAUUUCAGUGAAGAGAUAGGAAGAGGUGGUGCUUGCGUUGUGUAUAAAGGCAGGUUAUCAGACAACAGGGUUGCAGCAAUCAAAAGGCUCAAGAACACUAAUCACCAUGGGGAAGCUGAAUUUCAAGCUGAGAUAAGCACGAUUGGGAGGGUGAAUCACAUGAACUUGAUAGAGACAUGGGGUUAUUGUGCUGAAGGAAAACAUAGGCUUGUGGUUUAUGAAUAUAUGGAGAAUGGAUCGUUGGCUAAAAACCUGGGGAUCGGUAAACUUGAUUGGGCGACAAGGCUUGGUAUCGCCACGGGUACUGCCAAAGGACUUGCUUAUUUACACGAAGAGUGUUUGGAGUGGGUUCUACAUUGUGAUGUGAAACCCCAUAACAUAUUGUUGGAUGCUAAUUAUAAUCCUAAGGUGGCAGAUUUUGGUCUUUCCAGAUUGUUUGAUAGAAGUGGUAUCAACCAGUCGGACUUCUCCAUGAUUCGAGGGACUCGAGGCUACAUGGCUCCCGAAUGGGUGUUCAAUCUUCCGAUUACCUCAAAAGUUGAUGUAUUUAGCUACGGGGUGGUGAUAUUGGAGAUGAUAACAGGUAGGAGUCCAGCAGGCAAACAUCAUUCCAACAAUGAAAACGGCGAGGUUGAGGUUGAGCUUGGGCUAAUUGAGUGGGUGAAAAGUAUGAUCCAAGAGUCGGACCAAAGUCGAACAGAAUGUUGGGUUGAGAAGAUCGUAGAUCCUUCAAUAAGUGGGAACUAUAAUCGGACCACCAUGGAAAAUCUAGUUAGAACUGCAGUGCAAUGUGCCGAGGAAGAUAGGGAGGCAAGACCCUCAAUGAGUCAAGUGGUUAGUAUGCUUCUCCAUGCCUAAUUGUAUUUAACAAUGGCAUGAUCUUGCCUUCUUGGAUUUUAGAGAUAUUAUAUACAUGUGUGUGUAAUGAGAUGAUAAGUAGAAGAAAACAGUUUUAGGGGCAUUUGUAAACCAAAUCCAUUAAAAUUGAGAGGUUUUU